Molecule: messenger RNA, 2480 nt
Organism: Oncorhynchus gorbuscha (pink salmon)
Lineage: Eukaryota; Metazoa; Chordata; Actinopteri; Salmoniformes; Salmonidae
Product: protein SNORC-like
Exons: 3
Coding region: 1176-1532 (118 amino acids)
Biological process (GO): cartilage development
Source: RefSeq, a predicted model, not a curated record
GUCCAAAGUUGAAUGCAAUAGUUGUGAAUAUAUCUCCUCCCAGUUACUGAUCUAGAUUAGUACUUAUCAUCCUAUAAUUGGUCUAAUACCAAACCAAAACCAAAUUAUUUUUCCCCUCUGAGUUUAUCAUUCCCUGCAUUGAUGUAAUUUUGGGUUAUAUCCUAAACAAUUUACCCUACUGAGCAUACCUACCCUGAUUUCCAAUAAUACUUUAGCAAUUAAGCCCGAGGUGGUACGGCUAAGGGCUGUUCUUACAAAAGACGCAACACAGAAUGCCUGGACACAGCCCUAUGCGUGGUAUAUUGUCCGUAUAUCACAAACCCCCAAGGUGCCUUAUUGCUAUUAUAAACUGGUUACCAACGUAAUUGGAGCAGUAAAAAUAAAUGUUCUGUCAUACCUGUGGUAUACGGUCUGAUAUACCACGGCUUUCAGCCAAUCAGCAUCCAGGGCUAUAAACUGGGUGGUUUGAAACCUGAAUGCUGACAGCUGUGGAAUAUCAGAUCUCCAGGUUGCGUCGUGCAUAAGAGCAGCCCUUAGCCGUGGUAUAUUGGCCAUAUACCACGCCACCUCGGGCCUUAUUGCUUAAAUAACCCACAUCCAUCUGUGUCGACUCGUAACAUAGGGAUAGAUCGAAACGCACAGCUUCUUCCAAAACCCCAAAAUAUCUCCCAAGUGGCAAGCUUGACGCCCAUAACCCCUUACCACAGAUCUAGGGUCUUAUAAGCCUACCCCAAAUCCUGAACUUUGAAAAAAUAUCUGAGCAUGUAUCAGUGACGUCUACUAACUGGAAGGUACAGGACGAUGGACUGACUGUUGGGGAGGCAUGGAAAAUGGCCAAUCGUAAAGUCUUCCACUCUCUGGUUAGAAGUUUCUCAUGAGCAGGUCUAGGAUCAGUGUACCCUGGCCCAGUCCUAAUUAUAACUUCGGGUGGAAAAUAGUUGGAACAGAGCUUGGAUCAGCGCCUGCAGGCAACUCCUUAUUUGAGUAAUAUGAAGUGGGUGGGCCUUCAUGAGAGGUGUUCGCAAAGUCUGCCCCAUCCAGAAGAUUCUCUCUCAAUACCCAGUCCCUCUUCCACCUCUCUCUUCCCCUCUUUUUUUGAUCCAGCACUCACUAGCACAUGCUUCAGGAGCUCUGGAGACUCAGUCCAGUCGUCCUAGCUCAACACAGGAACCAUCAUGGCCAACUGCAGCAGUGUAUCCAGACUCGUCCUUCUGGUCCUGCUAGGCCUCUGGGUAGCCACCAUCCACUCCGAGACCGUGGAAGACCCCACGCCAACUUUACAAGGGGACAACCAGGACACACUGUCCGGUGGCGGGACAUAUGACGUCACCACCAAAGAUCCCUUCAAGGACAUGACGGAGAGAGUGUUAACCUUCGAGUAUGAGGACACCACCCACUCACAGGUCAUGGAUGAGGAGGAAGGUGUCCUGGGCCCGGGCGCCAUCACAGCUAUUGUCAUCGCUGUCUUCCUGGGGGCUUCAGUCCUCCUCGCCCUCAUUGUCAUCACACUCAGGAAGUUCACCACUUCCUAGAGCCACAACUUCCUCUUCCUCCCUUUCAAUCUCUCACACUUUUCUUAUUCUCUCACUUUUGCUCAGUUUCUCUUAUACCCACACAUAUUGUGAAAGUGACAACCCUUCUAUAACCCCUGGACGCUCUAAUAUAAUGGCAGGUCCCUUUAGCCUUGAAGCGCAACCGACAAUGAAUUUCCUUCAGACUCUAGCUACUAUAAUCAUAUUGUUUAUGUUGGCACACAUGUCAGCUUGUUACUAAAGGGUCAAUCCUAGCUUCCACUCAAGUCAAAAUUGACUUACAACAGAGACUGGCAGGUUCUUCCAGUGUAUACAGGUAACUGCCAAAAUAAUGGAAACACUUGAGUAAAUGAGAGAGAAAGUAUAUUGAAAGCAGGUGCUUCCACACAGGUGUGGUUCCUGAGUUAUUUCAACAAUUAACAUCCCAUCAUGCUUAGGGUCAUGUAUAAAAAUGCUUAUCAGGCCAUUAUUUUGGCUAACAUGACUAUGCCCCCAUCCACAGGGCACAAAUGGUCACUGAGUGGUUUGAUGAGCAAACGAUGUAAACCAAAUGCCAUGGCCGUCUGUCACCAGAUGGGAUAUUCUGGAGUGGUGCUUGUGACAGCAUUUUCCACCACCAUCAACAAAACACCAAAUUAUGGAAUUUCUCAUGGAAGAAUGGCAUUGCAUCCCUCCAAUAGAGUUGCAGACACUUGUAGAAUCUGGUGCAUUGAAGCUGUUCUGGCGCAUGGUGGCCCAACGCCCCCUAUUAAGACACUUUAAGUUGGUGUUUCCUUUAUUUUGGCAGUUACAAUCAGAUCCACUUUAGCCAACAUCCGCUUAGCGGAUAAUGCCAGAGGUGAACUGCAUUAUAGCUGUCAAAUCUAGUGGCUCCAGGCAUUACACCAAAAUCAGACAUCUCCCUUGGUCACAUUAAGAGAAAUCCAAUGCCUGUCAAGAUUUCCUAAA